Molecule: messenger RNA, 2945 nt
Organism: Chinchilla lanigera (long-tailed chinchilla)
Lineage: Eukaryota; Metazoa; Chordata; Mammalia; Rodentia; Chinchillidae
Gene: Slbp
Product: stem-loop binding protein
Exons: 8
Coding region: 1344-2138 (264 amino acids)
Biological process (GO): mRNA 3'-end processing by stem-loop binding and cleavage; mRNA transport
Cellular component (GO): cytoplasm; histone pre-mRNA 3'end processing complex
Molecular function (GO): histone pre-mRNA stem-loop binding; mRNA binding
Source: RefSeq, a predicted model, not a curated record
GUGUGACAGCGUUUUGUCCAGAGGGAAAGCAGGUGGGAACACGCUGUGCCGGGGAAGGCCCUCGGUGGGAUGCCUUGUGGAGCUGGAAGUGGGCAGGGGAUGCACCCAGGUUGACCCGAGGACAGCAAGUGCCAAAGCCCAGCCCUCACGCCCAGGGCGCAGGCUCCUUGACCUGGGCCCCACUGCUGCUCUGGCUGUGACAGCCUCAGCCUUGUCCUUUCAUACCGGGUCCAGCCCGGGCCCGAAACCCGCAGUACUCCCUGCAGGAGUUGGUGCCGGCCUGUGGCCACUGGCAGAAGGCAAGACUCAUGGUAGUCCGGGGUUCCAACCCUGGGAUUCAAUCAGUUUCAGGCAUCGCGUGAACCGAGUCCCUAAGCCGUGAGUACUGAGUCCGUGAGCGUCAGGACCGGGCUCGGGGCAGAUCAGUGGUGGCAGUGUGCGACUGCGGACACCAGUGUACUGGUCAUUUUUUGGCUGCCUCAGAGAUUACUCCAAAGCUUUUAAUGAUUUAAAGCGACUGACCAGCCGGGCGUGGUGGUGGUGACCGCCUACAAUCCCAGGGUCUCGGCAGAAGCAGGACGGUCCCUAAUUUGAGCCCAAUUUGGGCAGUUCAACGGUACCCUGGCUCAAAAAAAGCUGGGGAUUAAGCUCAGCGAAAAAGCCGUGGGUUCAAGGUCAGUACGAGGAAAACGAAACAAUCCAAAAAAGCGACACAGACCGUGGACGCCGCUGCGUGGGCGAAGCCAAUCACAGCCCGCAGACCUCGCCUUCCGGAGUCCAGUGGGCGCGGAGACCCGCCCCCGUGCCCGGGAUAAUUAAGGCGCGCCUACCAUGGGCGGACCAAUUAUGGGCACGCCCGCUCAGGUGAACCAAUAGAAGGGCCGGUUGUCCCGCCCUUCCCGGGCGUCCGUGGCGCGCGCGGCCGAAUCUCCCGCCAAUACCCCUCCGCCCGCGAAGACGUGACCAAUCAGUGCUCGGACAUCCGCGGCGCUGGCCGCCUGCAAGCCUGCGGGGGCCGGUAGUUCCUCUGGCUUUCCUCAGCGAAGCUGGCGCCGUCGUCCCGCUUACCUGGGGGCAGCCUCCGGCGGCGAGGUUUUGCGGUUCUGUACGGUCUCUGGGCCUCUGUCCAAGCUCCGUCCUCCCGCGAGGCAUGUUCACCUGAGCAGGCUUGCCCCCCGCCGGUGCGGGCCUAGUGGUCUCGCCCGGAUCCGGCGCGCGGGAGAGUCGAGGGGCGGGGCCUGGCGCACUUAAGGGCGGUUGGGGGCGGGCCUUGCUGUGAGACCGGCCGCGUCGGCGCUGAGAACGUCUUCUUUCGCGCUGCCGCUAUCCCUCAGUCUUCCGCCAUGGCCUGCCGGCCUCGAAGCCCGCCCGGGUACGCCAGCCCGCCAUCCCCCGCGCGGUGGAGCCUCGGGCGUAAGCGCAGAGCCGACGGGAGGCGCCGGAAGCCGGAGGAGGACGAGCGCCGCGGCGACUGCAGGCCUGAGAGCUUCACCACUCCUGAAACCCAUAAGCCCCGACCUAGGUGCUCAGACUGGGCAAGUGCAGUUGAAGAAGACGAAAUGAGGACCAGAGUUAACAAAGAAAUUGCAAGGUAUAAAAGAAAACUACUCAUAAAUGACUUUGGAAGAGAAAGAAAAUCUUCAUCAGGAAGUUCUGAUUCAAAGGAGUCUACAUAUGCAAUGCCUGCUGAUGUGGAAACAGAUGAAAGUGUCCUCAUGAGAAGACAGAAGCAGAUCAACUAUGGAAAGAACACCAUUGCCUAUGAUCGCUAUAUUAAAGAAGUCCCCAGACACCUUCGACAACCUGGCAUCCACCCAAAGACCCCCAACAAAUUUAAGAAGUAUAGUCGGCGGUCCUGGGAUCAGCAGAUCAAGCUCUGGAAGGUGGCACUGCAUUUUUGGGACCCUCCAGCUGAGGAAGGAUGUGAUUUGCAAGAAAUACACCCUGUGGACCUGGGGGAAAUGGAAACUGAAUCCAUAGAAAGCAGUUCUGAGUCCCAGGCGAGCUCACAGGAUAACUCUGAUGUGUACUCUGGCACGCCCACCAAAGUUAGACACAUGGAUUGCCAAGUGGAAGAUGAAUUUGAUUUGGAAGCUUGUUUGACUGAACCCCUGAGAGACUUCUCGGCCAUGAGCUAACUGCCACCUGGUGGCCACUGAGAGAAAGUUGCCUCCACUUGGCCCUGGGAGGGCCAGCGAGGCAAACGCAUGUGGUAUGCACUUCUACCUGGAUGGUGUCUCUGUUAAUAAUUCACUUAUCUCAUGAUGAGUUGUCAUUCUUGCCUUAUUUGUACAGUGUGUGUUCUGCAUGUUUUAAAAUGUAAAUGGACCUUAAUCUGUGGAAGAUUGAACCUGAAACAAUCUUGAUACAAACUUUAGUUGGUUAAUGCCCACCAAGCUCCUUGCUGUAACUGACGAGUGUGCUUUGUCAGUUACUGCUUGUCCAUGAAUCCACAGUCAGAUAUGCCUGGGUUGUGAUCGGACUGGAUUCAUGGGACCAAUUCAUGGGAAUUAGCUUUCUCUACAGGUAUCUGACAGUGUUCUCAGAGGCAGAAGUCUCGGGUGACUUUUUGAAAACUUAAUUUCUGGUCUUUUAUCAGUAUGUCAAACUAAGUUUUGUUUCUCAUAUAAAACUCUGAAAGUCAAAGAUUGUAAACUGGACUGUUAACAGGUUUUUAUAAGUUAUACAGUUUUAAUUUGGUACUUGUAAAUAGCCCUAGUUAGGAUCUUAACCUAUAGUACCUGAGAGUUAAGGGAAUGCAGAUUUAGAAAGAACUUUUUUUUUAACAGUCAUUUAAUUUACCGUGUAAAAUUGCUGUAAAUGAUAACAUGUACAGAUUCUGUGUUCAGAUAUUCAAUUGUAAACUUAAGACUGUUGUGUUUCUAUUGCUUUUGUAUGAAAUAAUACUGCAAAAAUAAAAAAAGGAACCUUCUUUAACUGAUUGA